Olea europaea var. sylvestris is the source of this 832-nucleotide messenger RNA. RefSeq names its product putative invertase inhibitor. Gene Ontology annotation, molecular function: enzyme inhibitor activity. The record is from RefSeq and is a predicted model, not a curated record. The transcript has a single exon. Lineage: Eukaryota; Viridiplantae; Streptophyta; Magnoliopsida; Lamiales; Oleaceae. The coding region runs from base 63 to 623 and encodes 186 amino acids.
UGAGGGGGGGAAAAAAAAGGCAAGAACAAGCAGCCAUAACUUACCAUAAUAACCAAGCAAAAAUGAGGUCCCUCUUCAUCUUCCCCAUUUUUCAUGCGCUGUUCCUUACCUUCUUGAUUAUGUCCCAGGGCACGAUAGCCCAGAGCUUAAUCAACGAAACUUGCAAAAUUUUCGCACAAAAUGAUCCAAACAUCGACUACAAUUUCUGCACAACUUCCCUUCAGGCAGAUCCAGCCAGCCAAACUGCCACUUUACAAGAACUAGGGAAGAUUUCAAUCAGAUUAAUAAAAUGCAAUGUGACAGAUACGCGGUUUUACAUCAAGAAUUUGAUGAAGAACGAGAAAUGGGGUUCAUAUACAAAGCAAUGUUUGAGUGAUUGCUUUGAACUUUUCUCAGUUGCAAUCCCUUCUGCUAAAAAGGCCAUGAAAUAUUACAGUAAAAAGCUCUACAGUGAUACUAAUGUACAGUUAAGCACAAUACUGGAUGAUGCUACAACAUGUGAGGACGGAUUUAAGGAUAAAAAAGGAGUUGUUUCUCCAUUGACAAAGAGAAAUGGUGAUACUUUUCAGCUCUCUGCAAUCGCACUCUCUGCUCUGAAUAUGCUUCAGACAGGAUCAAACUGAUCCAUGAACUUGUUCAGUUCAUCAGAUUCUGAUGAUCAUAUUUCAUUCCUAAGGUUUAAUGCAAAAUUAUUCUGUACAUGACAAUUUAUCUAUUGAGAGCAUAUGAAUGAAGUGUAUCUGGUGAUAUAAGUUGCAAGAAUCUUUGCUGAUUAAGAAACCUUCCGAAUCUGGAAAUUGUAAAUAUGUAAUCCAUGCAAGUGUUUGCAACA